Messenger RNA from Cyanistes caeruleus (blue tit), 1387 nucleotides. The record is from RefSeq and is a predicted model, not a curated record. Lineage: Eukaryota; Metazoa; Chordata; Aves; Passeriformes; Paridae.
UUGCCAGUGUGGUUGCGGGCCAUCCCCUGGACACGGUCAAGACUCGUUUGCAAGCUGGACAAGGAUAUGGAAAUACAAUCAAGUGUGUUCUCACUGUGUACAGAAAUGAGUCUCUGACCGGCUUCUUCAAGGGCAUGUCGUUCCCACUGGCCAGCAUUGGCAUCUACAGCUCGGUGGUGUUCGGUGUCUUCAGCAACACGCAGCGGUUCCUCAGCCAGCUCCGCCACGGGGACCCGGCCGCCGCGCCGUCGCUCGCCGACAUGACUCUGGCCAGCAUCGUGGCAGGGGUCAUCUCUGUGGGCAUUGGCACUCCCGUGGAACUGGUCAAGAUAAGGCUACAGAUGCAAACACAGCCAUACAACAAAGCAAAUGUUAAACUAAAUUCCACAGCUCCCGGAUCUCCUGUGUACCGAGGCCCAAUUCACUGCUUAAGGACAAUCAUACAGAAAGAGGGGAUAGCAGGAGUAUACCGAGGCAAUGUAGCAAUGCUCCUGAGGGAUGUUCCUGGGUACUGCGCCUAUUUCAUCCCGUACGCGAUGUUCUGUGACUGGAUAACUCCUGAUGGAAGCAUUUCUCCUAAUCCCUUCUCUAUCUGGGUGGCAGGGGGUGUAGCAGGAGCUGUUUCCUGGGCAGUAUGUACUCCAAUGGAUGUUGUGAAAAGUCGACUUCAGGCAGAUGGAGUUUACUUAAACCAGUACAAAGGGACCCUUGACUGCAUGUUGCAGAGCUACCAGAACGAGGGCUUAAAAGUCUUUUGUAGGGGCCUCAUGGUCAAUACACUGCGAGGAUUCCCAUCAAGUGCAGCCAUGUUUCUUGGCUAUGAACUUUCUCUCAAAGCAAUGAAAAGAUGCCAAACUGAGACCAAUCCCUAACUUCCAGGUCAGCACAUAAAGACCCUCUAGCUUUAUUCAAAUUACAGAAUUAAUCUUUGAAUCAAAUAGAGUUGCAAUUGUAUAGAUCCUCUGAAAGUCAUAUGACUUCCAUGGGUACCUACACCUGAAUAGCAAACACACUUUAGGUCUGUGGGAUUCAGAGCAGACUGCAAAUGUGCCAAUGGAUUUUACUUUCAGUCCACAUCUCCUGGAGCUUCACUGUAAUCUGUUCUCAUUGUUAUGAUUAUUUUAAUUAAUAUCAAUCAGAAAUAAAAAUUUGAAAGGAGAUUAUUCUCUAAUGUUUUAUAAUUUUUGAAAUAUCAUUUUUAUAUAGUCCCUGCACAGUACUCUUUCCUCAAUUUUUGCACCCCGAAAGAUAUGAAAUUAAGCUCUUUCAGGGUGUCUUGACUAUCAAGCCACUGUUUCACUCUUUCCCUCAUUAACUUUGAGUUGUAUAAAGGAAAAGCAUUAUAAAUAUAUGAUUAAAGAAACUUUUUUAGCAGCUAGAUACUCAA